AUGAGGAAAAGGUAUGUUGAAGGUGUUUAUGUUGAACAGACUUCAAAAGUUGAUCAGAAAAUGAAUAAUGAGAAUCAGAGAGGGGCUGAUAAUGUCCGAAGUAAUGUUCCUAGCAGAGAGUUUAUGAUGAAGAACAGAGCGAUGGAAAAGAAUGAAAAGAAUGACAGUUUAGAUGAUUCUUCAGAUAGGUGUCUAAUUGACCACAAAAUGAGCUGGGACAAAAACAAAAGUUACUUCUUCAAAGGGCCAAUACUGUUCUUAAUGAAAGAAGAAAUCCAAGCUGGUGGUUUUGGUGCUGGUUAUCCGUAUCAAUCUCCAAGUGGUUAUUCAACUAUAGAUUCAGACAUUGCUGCAACAAUGGUUGAACUUAUGCCAAUUAUACAAGAGGCAGCAGAAAAGAUUGUACAACAUUUCCAGUUGCACAAAAUGGGUAAAAUUAGUGAGAACCUUGGGGAGUGGAAGAACACGGUGGAAAUCUCGAAUGAACCACAAGAAGGGGCUGAUAUUGUAGAACCUACGUUGCAAGCCUCAUAUGAACCACCUAAGGCGACUGAAGUUGUAAGCAUGCAAACAGAUGAUGAUUUUUGGAAUGAUCCAACAAACAUAUCUAAAAUAGAAGAAAUUGAAAAUGCUUUGUUGAAGAAAAACCAGUUCCCCAUCUGUGUAGACGAUUGUCCUAGCUUCAGCUUAGGAAUUGGACUAACACAAGAUGAAAUGGCCGAUCUGAGCUUAGUAACUUAUACCUCCACAGUGAAUGACUCAUUGAAGAUGGUAGAAGAGCAACCACAGAGCAAACAGAAGGAGCAACAAGUGGCUGGAAAAAGAGUGUUGGAGGGAUCAACAAGUAGGCAUGAAAAUGAGGUAACUUCUUUAAGGAAGUCGAAAAUGGUGCCAAUCAGCAAUGCAACAGACGUUUCAAUUAUGAUGAUUAUCAAUGGCAAUGGUAAGGUGCCCAGAAAAACAAACGAGGCAGAUGCUUCAAUGGUGAAGAGUAAAGGGAUUAUAAAGCAAGCAAAUCCAAUGUUGCACCACACUAGAUUGAGAAGACAAGCUGUAAAGAGGGUCAGGUUUGGAAGCUCAACAUAUAGGGAUAAGGCUGUAGAUGACGGACAACAAUUACUGAAGCAGGAGGACGUGGUGUUUUCUUAUGGCCAAAUAGAAGUCCAGAAGCGUGAAUUGAUGACAUUGCGGCCAUCGAAGUAUAUAUGCAGCUCAAUAACAUAUGAAAUCAGAACGCUCACCAAACUCACCACUCAGAUUCUUUGCUUCAACAAAAGCAUGCCCCCCAAAUCAGUUGGUCAUCUCGAAGAAGGUGCGGGCAAUUUCUUGAAUGUUCGGAAGAGCAGAUUUCAAAAGCAAGAAUACCUUUGUCAAUUCUUUUUGGCUAUUCAUCACGCCGAACAUUUCUCCCUUAUGUGUUUUGACAUUAAAAAAGCAUCUAUAAGCCACUUUGACAGCUCCACUGCAGCAUUGGACAAUUCACUUAAUGUCAACUAUGACAUUCCAAUGGCACUGGGCAGAAUGUUAUAUCAAUAUUUGGACCAUUGUAGCUUAAUAGAGAAAGCCGCAGCAAUAAGAAAUAUGAAAGUUGAAAGGAUUAAGAUGUCAUGGGGAGAAGAAAUGCACAAGAAAGACACCGGGAUAUGUAUGAUGCGACUCAUGGAAACACAUAUAAGCAAUGCGGUAGAAAACUCGAGGCUUGGUAUAAAACUGAACUGCCAAACACAGUUGAAGUUUCUGAGAGGAAAAUAUUGUGCUGCCAUCCUAGUAGCUGAAAAUAAUAUGCUCAAGCAUUUGAAUAUGUCUGCCGCAGACAUGCACUACCAAUUGUCAUUUGAGAAUAGUUCAAUCGAUAUAGUUCCGCCAUGA
This is a messenger RNA of Striga asiatica, 1869 nucleotides long. The record is from the annotation of a GenBank genome assembly. NCBI's taxonomy places the organism in Eukaryota, Viridiplantae, Streptophyta, Magnoliopsida, Lamiales, Orobanchaceae.